Messenger RNA from Mesorhabditis spiculigera, 318 nucleotides. Lineage: Eukaryota; Metazoa; Nematoda; Chromadorea; Rhabditida; Rhabditidae. The record is from the annotation of a GenBank genome assembly.
AUGAGCCGUUUGGCUGCAAUUACGCUAUUUCUUACAUUCAUUUGGGCGACAAGUGGUGAAAACAGUGGCGUGCAGUGGCCGCCGGGGGCUUAUUGUUUGUUGGCGCACGAGGACGGGUGCCCGGAAGGCUUCAGUCAAAGGUCGAUACAGCUGGCAGUGCCUAAGGUUGUCCAGCCGGGCGAUACGUACGAAGACGAGACGCGCAACACCACCGAACAUUUUAUUAAAUACGGCAAGGUCGGGGCGACGACGUUACAGAUCCACGAUUGGGACCAGGCGUAUCGGCUGAUGAUUGUCGGAUGUUGCAAGGAUGCGAGC